Haliotis rubra (blacklip abalone) is the source of this 3349-nucleotide messenger RNA. RefSeq lists its product as uncharacterized. Lineage: Eukaryota; Metazoa; Mollusca; Gastropoda; Lepetellida; Haliotidae. The record is from RefSeq and is a predicted model, not a curated record. Bases 379 to 1122 code for a protein of 247 amino acids. The transcript is spliced from 4 exons.
UUACUGUUGGGUCUCAGUCUGAACAAAGCAACACAAACGCCAUUGUCCCCUACUGAAUCCUAACAGAAAUAAGGCCAUACAAUAUGUAUGAUGUGUUGAUUCCAAGGUAGACACCUUAACGUUAACGGGAAUCGGUCCUGUAAAGAACUAGGUGUGAAACCGGCAAACAUCAAUGUCGCCGGCAGCUGGAUUUCGUCUUUCUUCUGUCCUGCGGCUGCCGCUCAACUAUCAAAUUAUAAGAAGUUAUACGUGCUACCUGUAUCUGACGCACAGGUAAUUCACGAGCGUUUGCCUGUGACGUCAGGACAAUUUGAACUCACUUUCCAUUGUCACCUGCCUCAGACGACGGCAGACAGAUAUCACCUUUUCAUAUUGUUGAUGUUUCUACUUACAGAUCUGUCAGCGCAGGGUAACAGGUUCGACUUGGCUAGGCUGUGUGAAGAAGCUGGUUACUGGAAGUACAACAUAGUCACAUCGGUAUCACGUCGGUUUGGCAUUACCCUCCUGAAUGCCAUGAUGGCAGCACUGGUAGCCAUGUGCCUCGUCUUCAUGACAUUUCCUGACAGGGUACCAGGUGAAAACUUCCAGCAAACACUGUUCAGAAAAGACAUGAAUUUUGACGAUAUAACUGUUUCAGAAAAUGUUGUUUUAGAAGCAUCUAAAAUUGAGACAGUCACCUCCUGUGCCAGAUUAUGUGCUGAGCACUCGAAAUGUGAAUCAUUCUUUUACAACCGAGUUCUUCAAGUCUGCAGUGGCCAACCUUCUUCUCUGGACACGACUACUGCUGGCUUCAGUCAACCAGGGUCCAAGUACUUCAAACAAGACUUGGUAAUUCCUGAAAAGGUCAAUGGCAGCUGUUUCCACAAUGCAACUGAGACCGCCAGUAGCAGUGCUGCCGAGGCCGUAUGCGGGCCUGGAAAAAUGUUGAAGCUCGCUGAAGUGGGUAACCCGACGCCACUGGUGACUCGAGAGAUGAUUGUUGACGGGCAUUGCAUGGAGGACAGAUGGAAUAGCGGGACGACUGUGUCCUUCUUCUGCAUCAGACACUGCCUGAUGUAUCCACUCGACUCGACUCAAGAUUGUACCUCCGCUGUCAUACAAUCUCAGUAUGUCUGUCUAUAAAGACGAUACACACUAAAUAUCGAAACAUAUUUAGACUAUUUAUGUCUAUUUUGCUAAUGUCUACUUUCGUCUAAUAUUGCAAAACGAAUAAAACUUUGUGACGAAUCACUUUCAGAUCAAGUUCAAAUCCUGGUAAUAUCAUGGUGUUUUCACUGUGAAUUAAUACUUUUGUUGUUGCGUAUAAUGCUCUUCGUAUGAAAAUAACACGACAGUAUUAUCGCAGGAUGAAUAUUGGAUCCAUUAUCUCUUGACUUUGAUUUGUAAUUAGAACUGCAUAUGCUGUCGUAUCCACAUUCAGAUUUGUUAUCCAAUAACCGACACCGUUCAAUGAGAAGACAGAUAAAUGAUGUCCCCCAAAUGGCCCCCUUUUUUCGCCGCUGAUUACAUUAAUAUGAUUAUGUAAUGAUGGAAAUGUAAUCCAAAUAUGUCAAGUACAUAAUUUAUCCUGAUUAGUUGUGAUAAAUUUUACAUGAUAAUUAUUUCGUUGCUUUUAACUUGCGAAGUAUUAAAAAGUGAAAUCCUAUAGCAAAUCAAACUUUCACUCAGCACUGUGCCAGCAUGCAUGCCCUCACUACCACCAAUCAGUGUAUUACUCCACUUUAAACAUUGUUAGAUAAGUUAAGCUUCUUUUCAGAUCUGACCUGAUCUUGUUUUGAAUACAUAUUCACUUGGUGCAAAAUCUCAUGUAGCUUGGUAUGCGUUGACUGUGUUUCUUCCAUAAGUGUACAGGCGUUUUCAGUCGUCGGAUCACCUUUUUCUUAUUUGUAAGUGUUACUUUAUUGUGUGCGUCUUCAAUUCAUUAUCUAUUCUGAUAUCACUAGAUUAUCGAUACCAUGCACCAAGCAAGUAUUUCGCUGACUGUGGCUUCAUGCAGCAACCAAGCACACGAUAAGAUAGACGAGAGUCAGGACCAAUUAAUUAGAAUGUGUAUGGUCAAUAUGAUGUUCCAGGUUGAGAGCAACAGAUCUAGAUUACUAAUUAUAUUACAAAUACCUCAUUAUACUAAACACUCCAUAAAUAGUUUGAAUGAAUCACAGUAUAUGGUUUGGUUUGCACAGAUAAGCUUUAUAUCCUGUAUUUUUUAAACUGCAAAUUACGGAUAAUUGUUUUAAGGUUCAUUGUGUUCGCUUAACAUUUAGCAUUGUGCCUGUACGUGUUAGAUAGAUGUUACAGUUAGAUAUUUCAUUGUUAUUGUACGUUUGAGAUAGAUGUUACAGUUUAGAUUGUUACUGUACGUUUUAGAUAGAUGUUACAGUUUAGAUCAUUCAUUGUUCCUGUACGUUUUAGAUAGAUGUUACAGUUUAGAUCAUUCAUUGUUACUGUACGUGUUAGAUAGAUGUUACAGUUUAGAUCAUUCAUUGUUCCUGUACCUAUUAGAUAGAUGUUACAGUUUAGAUCAUUCAUUGUUCCUCUACGUAUUAGAUAGAUGUUACAGUUUAGAUAAUUCAUUGUUACUGUACGUUUGAGAUAGGUGUUACAGUUUAGAUUGUUACUGUACGUUUUAGAUAGAUGUUACAGUUUGUUACAGGUUAGAUCAUUCAAUCUUCCUGUACGUUUGAGAUAGAUGUUACAGUUUAGAUUAUUCAUUGUUACUGUACGUUUUAGAGAGAUGUUACAGUUUAUAUCAAUCGUUGUUACUGUACGUUUUAGAUAGCUGUUACAGUUUAGAUCAUUCAUUGUUUCUGUACGCUUGAGAUAGAUGUUACAGUUUAGAUUGUUGCUGUACGUUUGAGAUAGAUGUUACAGUUUAGAUCAUUCAUUGUUGCUGUACGCUUGAGAUAGAUGUUACAGUUUAGAUUGUUACUGUACGUGUUAGAUAGAUGUUACAGUUUUGAUCAUUCAUUGUUACUGUACGUUUUAGAUAGAUGUUACAGUUUAGAUCAUUCAUUGUUCUUGUACGUUUUAGAGAGUUGUUACAGUUUAGAUCAUUCAUUAUUACUGUACGUUUUAGAUAGAUGUUACAGUUUAGAUCAUUAAUUGUUGCUGUACGUGUUAGAGACAUGUUACAGUUUAGAUCAUUCAUUGUUCCUGUACGUUUGAAAUAGGUGUUACAGUUUAGGUCAUUCAUUGUUACUGUACGUUUUAGAUAGAUUUUACAGUUUAGAUUUUACUGAGUCCCGGAAGAGGGUGGAGACUCGUUGUUUGUCAACUUGUAUAGAUAGAGGAUGAAGAGUCCCGGAAGAGGGUGGAGACUCGUUGUUUGUCAACCUGUAUAGAUAGAGGAUGA